This is a messenger RNA of Diospyros lotus (date-plum), 593 nucleotides long. Its product is annotated as DNA-directed RNA polymerases I, II, and III subunit RPABC5. Lineage: Eukaryota; Viridiplantae; Streptophyta; Magnoliopsida; Ericales; Ebenaceae. Gene Ontology annotation, cellular component: RNA polymerase III complex; RNA polymerase II, core complex; RNA polymerase I complex. The transcript is spliced from 4 exons. Bases 111 to 326 code for a protein of 71 amino acids. Gene Ontology annotation, biological process: transcription by RNA polymerase II; transcription by RNA polymerase I; tRNA transcription by RNA polymerase III. The record is from RefSeq and is a predicted model, not a curated record. Gene Ontology annotation, molecular function: zinc ion binding; DNA binding; DNA-directed RNA polymerase activity.
UUUUAAUGGAGGCACCCUGUUUUAGGGUUUCAAAACAUUCUUGCAUCGUGUCCACUGUCCAGUCUGCUGCAUCGCGAACGGGCAAAAGCUGAAAUUAGGGCAAAUCAAAGAUGAUCAUACCAGUUCGUUGCUUUACUUGCGGGAAGGUUAUUGGAAACAAAUGGGACACCUAUCUUGAUCUUCUGCAGGCGGAUUAUACCGAAGGAGAUGCCCUUGAUGCGCUGGGGUUGGUUCGGUAUUGUUGUAGAAGAAUGCUUAUGACACAUGUUGACCUCAUUGAGAAGCUUCUAAACUACAACACUCUGGAGAAGUCUGAAGGCAGUUGAGGAUGCCCAUGGAGUUAAGAACACUAGUGCCGUGUCGUACGUUUAUUGAGCAGUGUAAUUGGCCUUGAGUAGCUGGUAAAAAAGUCGUGUCAUGGUGUUAUAUGGAAUGGGUUGAAGCAGCAAACUGUUGGAGAUACUUUUGAGUUUUAAGCUGGCUAUGUGACUGUCAGUUUUAAUUUCUACAAUCCUAUUGGUUCCAUUGGCUUGCUAAUGCUUGUUGAACCUAUUUACUAGCAAUAACCUGUUCAGAAGUUUCCUUGUUUGAUA